UUGAUUGCAAGGUGGCUGAUUGGCAUGUGGUGGUUGAAUUUUCUGGGCCUUGGGAGGUUCGUUUGGAGUCGUUCCUAUGCAGGAAAAUUCUUUUGUAGAUAGGGAGAUGGCUACAUCUGCUUUUCUCUCUUUAAAAAAAAAAAAGCUUACAGGAUAUAGUUGGGGAGUGCGGAGCCCCUUCAUUCUUGUUUCUGCUUUUAUGGUUGCAAGAAUGGACUGUCACUAUGCCUAGCAUGGUCUCAGCAGAAUUUCUAAACAUUUAGGAUGAUUACUUACGGAUAGUAAUAGAUAAAUGUUUGAAAUUCUCUGCUUAGGAAAGGGUAGGGCCUGAAGAUGAGAGGUGGCCAUAGUGUGAACUUCUGCUUUCUGUGAAAUUUGAGAAUGGAACAGACUAGAGUCUUUCAGAGAAUCAGUGUCUCUGGAGCUGCAUUGUUUCUUUGAAUCCCUGUCUGCUAGAACAGCUUUACAAACCAAAAAAAAAAAAGCCAAAAUCCGGGUGUCUUGGGCUUCAAGUCUAAAUAGCAGAUCACAGCUGAAAUGAUAUACCACUUUGUGACAAGCAGAGUCUCCUCGGAGGGGACAUGGACAUGGGCAAUCCAGGAACCCUUUCGCCCACCAAACCUGGCUCCCAGUAUUAUCAGUAUUCUAGCAAUAACCCCCGACGGAGGCCUCUUCACAGUAGUGCCAUGGAGGUACAGACAAAGAAAGUUCGAAAAGUUCCUCCAGGUUUGCCAUCUUCAGUCUAUGCUCCUUCAGCAAGCACUGCCGACUACAAUAGGGACUCGCCAGGCUACCCUUCCUCCAAACCAGCAGCCAGCACUUUCCCUAGCUCCUUCUUCAUGCAAGAUGGCCAUCACAGCAGUGACCCUUGGAGUUCCUCCAGUGGGAUGAAUCAGCCUGGCUACGGGGCAAUGUUGGGCAAUUCUUCUCACAUUCCACAGUCUAGCAGCUACUGUAGCCUGCAUCCGCACGAACGUUUGAGCUAUCCAUCACACUCCUCAGCAGACAUCAAUUCCAGUCUUCCGCCGAUGUCCACUUUCCAUCGCAGUGGCACAAACCAUUACAGCACCUCUUCCUGCACGCCUCCUGCCAACGGGACAGACAGUAUAAUGGCAAAUAGAGGAAGCGGGGCAGCAGGCAGCUCCCAGACUGGAGACGCUCUGGGGAAAGCACUUGCUUCGAUCUAUUCUCCAGAUCACACUAACAACAGCUUCUCAUCAAACCCUUCAACUCCUGUUGGCUCUCCUCCUUCUCUCUCAGCAGGCACAGCUGUCUGGUCUAGAAACGGAGGUCAGGCAUCAUCAUCUCCCAAUUACGAAGGACCCUUACAUUCUUUGCAAAGCCGAAUUGAAGAUCGUUUGGAAAGACUGGAUGAUGCGAUCCAUGUUCUCCGGAAUCACGCUGUGGGCCCAUCCACGGCGGUGCCUGGAGGUCACGGAGACAUGCACGGGAUCAUCGGACCUUCUCAUAAUGGAGCGAUGGGUGGUCUGGGCUCAGGGUAUGGAACUGGCCUGCUUUCAGCCAACAGACAUUCGCUUAUGGUUGGGGCCCAUCGUGAAGAUGGCGUAGCCCUGAGAGGCAGCCAUUCUCUUCUGCCAAACCAGGUUCCGGUUCCACAGCUUCCUGUCCAAUCCGCAACUUCCCCUGACUUGAACCCACCCCAGGACCCUUACAGAGGCAUGCCACCAGGACUGCAAGGCCAGAGUGUCUCUUCAGGCAGCUCCGAGAUCAAGUCUGACGAUGAGGGCGAUGAGAAUCUGCAGGACGCAAAAUCUGCCGAGGACAAGAAAUUAGAUGACGACAAGAAGGAUAUCAAAUCAAUUACUAGGUCAAGAUCUAGCAAUAACGACGACGAAGACCUGACCCCGGAGCAGAAGGCCGAGCGGGAGAAGGAGCGGAGGAUGGCCAACAACGCGCGCGAGCGCCUGCGGGUCCGCGACAUCAACGAGGCUUUCAAGGAGCUCGGCCGCAUGGUGCAGCUCCACCUCAAGAGUGACAAGCCUCAGACCAAGCUUCUGAUCCUCCACCAGGCCGUGGCUGUCAUCCUCAGCCUGGAGCAGCAAGUCCGAGAAAGGAAUCUGAACCCGAAAGCCGCAUGUCUGAAAAGAAGGGAGGAAGAGAAGGUGUCCUCGGAGCCUCCGCCGCUCUCCUUGGCCGGCCCGCACCCGGGAAUGGGAGAUGCAUCGAACCACAUGGGGCAGAUGUGAACGGGUCCAAGUUGCAACAUUGCUUCAUUAAAUCAAGAGACCACUUCUUUAACAGGUGUAUUAUCUUAAACCUACAUAAACACUUCUCCUUAACCCCCUUUUUUUUGUAAUAUAAGACAAGUCUGAGUAGUUAUGAAUCGCAGACGCAAGAGGUUUCAGCAUUCCCAAUUAUCAAAAAACAGAAAAACAAAAAAAAAAAAAAGAAAAAAGAAAGAAAGAAAAAGUGCAACUGGAGAGGCGACUUUCUUUAACAUAUCACUCAGAAUGUGCAAAGCAGGAUGUACAGGCUGAGACGCAGCCCAGAGACUGAGUGGCAAUCUUUCCACACUGUGGAACAAUGCAUUUGUGCCUAAACUUCUUUUGGAGAAAAAAAAAAUAUAAUUAAUUUGUAAGUCUGAAAAAAAAAUAUUUAAUUUAAAAAAAAAUUGUAAACUUGCAAUAAUGAAAAAAGUGUACUUCUGAAGACAACUCCAUGAACGUUUUUGUUGGUAUUCAAGUCAGCUAGUGUUUAUAAUUCCUGGAUACUGAAAUACAAGGGGGAGCUCAGCUACCCUAGCUACAAAACCAGCAAACGUCCUGAGAACAAAAUGAUGAUCUUAGCCAUUCCUUAGGGUAGGAGGAACAGAUGGAUCUUAUAGACCUAUGACAAAUAUAUAUAUAAAUAUAUAUAUAAAUAUAUAUUAAAAAUUUAGUGACUAUGGUAAGCUUUUGUUCAUUUGUUUCAGACUUUUUCCUCCUGUAAAAAAAUAGUACUGAUUAACUUUUUUAAAGAAAGAAUUUUACUGUAAAUAUGGAAUUUUUUUCCUUUUUUUUUUUUUUAAGUUUUUGGGGUUUUGUUUUUUGUUGGUUUUUUUUUUUUUGGUCUUAUUUCUGUCCCUAUUUCCUGGUUUGUUAUUGUAACCUGCAGUACCAACUCCGCUUCCAGAGUGGUAAUGCAGGGAGACUUGCCGACGCUGAUGUUGAUUCUCAUUCAUAAUAAAUAGAAAGUUGUUUCUCCAGUCUUUUUGGGAACACAGGACUUAAAAGUCACAUCGUGUAUAGAUAUUGCAGGCAGCAUCAUCAAGACGUGGCAAAGAGAGAGAGAGAGAAAGAGAGAGAGAGGAAGAGAGAGAGUUUGUCUGGCUUGGGCUGCUGCUCUUGUGACCCUAUUCUGGGAUUUUUCCAAGGUACAAGGUUAGAAUGCUACAAUGUUACCACUGUGCCUUCCAAUGUUUAUAUCAUCGGAAACAUAACAUAAUCAAAGUGGCUGUGAUUUAACAAAAAAAAAAAAAAAACAGAUUAAAGUGUUACCUACCUGUGUAGCCGAAGUAGUGUGCAGUGAGGCAUUUCUGAAUACAUGGUCAGAUUUUUGGAAAAAAACAAAAACUAAAAAAAAAAAAAACUAAAAAUAAAGAAAAAAAUAAAAUUCCCAAACUGUCAAUGAGAAAAUUGCAAGUAGUGUGACAGAGCUGAUUGAUUUUGUUGCUUUCUUGAUUUUUUUUCAAGCUGGGUUUUUUACUAAAGUGUAGGUGACUUACUUGCCUCCUCCUUAGUCUGAAAACAUUGCCAAUAUUCAACCAUCAUGCAGCACUAUGGCAAGCCUUAUGAAGUCCUAAAGCAUUAAGUUGCACCUUUUUUUUUGAGGAGGGGUUGUGUAGUAUUUCUCUGGCCAGUAUGAAUGAAGUUUAUACUUAUCAUAUUUGAUAGGAACAUAGAUGAAACUAUGGCACAGCAACUCAUCAGAUAGCUAGCUUUGAUGUCUGGGCACAAUUUCCACCAUAAAUCUUUAUAAUGAUUGACUUUGGUGUUUAAUGCAGUAAACAGAUAGUGCUCCUAGUUAAGUAUUUGUCAGCAUCCUUUUGUCUAUAACUUGUUUCUAUUUUUACAGCCACACAAUCUUGGCAUGUAUUAAGGAAAAAAAAAAAUCCCUGUUCAAGUAGUUUUUCCACCUAUCAGCACUGAGUAAAUGCCAUAACAUCGAAAUGGUCUAAGCGGUCCAUCUGUUCUCCUGUUUUACCAGUUAUAUAGUAAUGAAAUACAUUUGUAAAUUUUAUGCAACAAAACGGCGAACGUAUCAUUAUUUUGAAAUCGUGUAUGUAAAAGUUAUAUUUUUACAUGUAGACUCUUGUUAUUAUGUGUUUUAAUACAUUGUAUCCGUUUUUGUUUUUCUAAACUGUGUGGUUUUUAAAAAAAUGAAGUCUCAUUUAAAUGAAAUAGUGAACUACAAGAAUCUGAAUUUUAUGUUCAUUUCUGAGAAAAAAACAAUGUAAGAACAAAUAAGAUAGUUACCACGUGGUCAUCUUUUACAAACCCAGAAACAUUUUGUGUGUGUGUGUGUGUGUGUGUAUGCGUGCGUGUGCGUGUGUGUGCGCGCGUGUGCACGCGUGUGUUGAAAACUGUAAAUAUGUUCAGUAGUGAUAAAACUAAAAUGCUUUGAUUUGUUGAUAAGUUCCUAAAAUGUGGAGGUGGAUUUGAAACCGUAGGAGAAUAGCAGAAAUUCAGACUUCACAAAAAGUGAUUUGGGGGCUUUCCUGUGAAGUAUAUGAACAAAAGGGUCUCAAAGAAGAACGUAGAAGACAAUAAUGUAUCUCUCCCCUCCUCCCUGAAUAAUGGAAACCAUGUGUACUUGUUCCCUUGGUAUGUUAAAGAUUUCCUUGUAGUAGCAUAUUCUGCAUUCUUUUUGUAUAGUCUCCCAAGGUGGGUAUCCCUAGGAACAUUGUUAUAUAGGAAGCAGGUCUCCUCGGACAUUCAGGAUGCGUGUGUACAGAAGAAACGGUGUUUACUCUCAAGGGAACUGGAAUCACGCCUUGUUUGAUGUAAUGUUAAGAAUGGCACUUUUGAUAACUUAUUAUCAGAAAGGUGCUUGCUAGAGAUGAAUUAAAGAUGUGCAAACUGUAAACAAGACAAAACAAAACAAGCCAAUUGUAGUCAUUUGAUUUUUUUUUUUCAAAUUGGUGCUUUCUAUUUUGUUCUCACUCAAACAGUAACAGAUAAAGUUCUCCUUCGCCAGUUUUGAUGUAUUCAUUACUCAGUAAUGCAAUACCUGGAUUGUGGGAUUCCCUUUGGAAAGAAGUGGGGAAUACUUCCCGAACAGCCACCCAAAGUUGUUACUUGCUGCUUUUUGUUUGUUUGGUGGAGAAACAUGAUCUGCACCCAUCCAUUCUGAUUGGGUUGUAUCCCCAGUUUAUAAAGAGAGAGAGAAAGAGGAAGAAAGAAAGAAGAAAGGGAUUGUAGCCUUCUUGUGUUGUUUUUUUUUUUCUUGUUUGUUGUUUGUAAUUUUCAAACCCAGGUAAGAUAUUGGUAUCCUGCACUGGACUUUCAAGUGAAAUUUAGCAGAUGACAGCAUUGAAGUAUUAUACAAAACAUUUCAUAGAGGUCCGUGCUAUGCGAUGUAGAUAUUUAUAUACAGUGAUACUUAGGCUGGGGGUUGAUUUUAGAAACUUGGACUUUGAAAGCAACUCAGAACAAUUGAUCCACCUCCACAUUCAAAUAAUUUAUGAAUAUGCAGAAUAGGAAUCUAUUCAUCUAGGCAUUUUUUUAACCAUUUGUCUUCUGUGUAGCUGCAAGGAACACUAAUGUUUAUACAACUGUCAGUGCACCUAGUGUUGCAUCUGAUGCUGAUUCAGUCUUCCGAUUGCUUUUUGUUUUUCACUUCUUCCUAUCUCUUGAUUUGAAAAAGAUUUUUUUGUCGUUCUUAGUUUUUAUUUUGUUGAAGGGUUGGGGAGUGGGAGGGAAUAGGAGAGGGGCUUGGGGAGUGAAGAGAAUGUUCGUCUUUGCAUCCAACAGGCAGAAUAUGAUUUGUGUCCAAAACUAAACUUGAGUCAGGAAUGAAACCAUUUCAGCAUAAACAAGCACAAAAAUUUAGUCUGCUGGCUGACUGGAAGAAAAAAAAUCAAGAUGGAUAUGAGGAAUUCCAACACGAUGGGGCACCCAGGCCACAAGGCCUGUCUUCUUUAUUUUGCUUUGGUUUUGUUGGUUUUGGUUUAGAGACAUGCUCUUUCUAAUGGGACUAGAAGUGGAUUCACCUAUGUGCAGUGCUGGUUUUGCCAUACUCAUUUCAAGUAUUAUAGACAUAUGUAAUGGUGAAAAUAUAUGAACUGUGGCCUUUUUCAUUCUUGUUACUUGUGAUGCAAUUAAGUGAAGAUAAGAAAAAAAAAAGCAGAGAUUUACCAUGUAUCAGUGCCUGGCUUUUUGUUAUAAAGCUUUGUUUGUCUAGUGCUCUUUUUGCUAUAAAAAUAGACUGUAGUACACCCUAGUAGGAAAAAAAAACUAAAUUUAAAAAUAAAAAAAUAUAUUUGGCUUAUUUUUCACAGGAGCAAUCCUUUUAUACCAUGAAUAUUACAAAAAAAAAGUCAGAUUCUGAAUAUUUCUUCUUUGUAGAUUUUUGGAAUCAUUAUGAGUAAAGUUUGUUACUUUAUUUUACUAUUUAAAAGAUGUUAUUUUACCAUGUGUUACCAAGAUGAAACUGUAAGGUAGCUUUUUUGUUUUUUUGUUUUUGUUUUUUUUGUUUUUUGUUUUUUUAGUUGUAGGUCGCAGCGGGAAAUUUCUUCCGACUGUACACAUAGCUGCAGCAUUAAAAACUUAAAAAAAAUGUUAAAAAAGAAAAAAAGGGAAAACAUUUCAAAAAAAAAAAAGAUAAACAGUUACACCUUGUUUUCAAUGUGUGGCUGAGUGCCUCGAUUUUUUCCAUGUUUUUGGUGUAUUUCUGAUUUGUAGAAGUGUCCAAACAGGUUAUGUGCUGGAGUUCCUUCAAGACAAAAACAAACCCAGCUUGGUCUAGGCCAUUACCUGUUUCUCAUCUGUAGUUACUCGAUGAAGUCAUGUACAUGACCGUUCUGUAGCAAUAAAUGUGCCAUUUUUAUAAACUG
Messenger RNA from Perognathus longimembris pacificus (Pacific pocket mouse), 7054 nucleotides. RefSeq names its product transcription factor 4 (gene Tcf4). Bases 582 to 2207 code for a protein of 541 amino acids. Gene Ontology annotation, cellular component: transcription regulator complex. The transcript is spliced from 15 exons. The record is from RefSeq and is a predicted model, not a curated record. Gene Ontology annotation, biological process: regulation of transcription by RNA polymerase II. Lineage: Eukaryota; Metazoa; Chordata; Mammalia; Rodentia; Heteromyidae. Gene Ontology annotation, molecular function: DNA-binding transcription factor activity, RNA polymerase II-specific; protein dimerization activity; RNA polymerase II cis-regulatory region sequence-specific DNA binding.